Molecule: messenger RNA, 939 nt
Organism: Saprolegnia diclina VS20
Lineage: Eukaryota; Oomycota; Saprolegniomycetes; Saprolegniales; Saprolegniaceae
Exons: 4
Coding region: 1-939 (312 amino acids)
Source: RefSeq, a predicted model, not a curated record
AUGGCCGGACGCCGGGUGCUCGAGGCCAAGACGUCGUCGGACGGUGGCCUUGAAGAGCGCAUCAAGCGCCAGAUCCUCGCGCUCCGGCGGCGCCAGAUCAUCCUCGAGGGCCAGCUCAUGAGUGCCAAAGAGGCCGAGCUUACGGACGCAGCGACAGGCAUCGGCUACAGCACGGACGGGCAGAGCCUCGCGCGGCUCGAGGUCGUCGUCGGCGCGGGCGACAACAUUCGGCUGGAUGCAUAUCCUUCAAUGGCUUUUUCCAUAUUGGGCACAGACAUGGCGUACGUCCAGGCGCGGAUCGUACCGGCGCCGGGUGGCACGCAACGGACGCGGCGACAGCGGCUGCCGACGCCGCAGUGGCACGAGACACUCCAUUUUGACGCGCUCCCGUCGCUUAGCGCAUCCGUGUACAUUGAAGUCAAGCACGCCAUGCGCUUUAGCCCCGACGUCGUGCUCGGGCACAUUGUGCUGCCGUUUGAGGAGCUCCUCGCCCAGCAUCCCGUCGACAAGACGUUUGCCCUCAGCGAGACCAGCCGUCUGCGACUUCAAGCCACACUCACCUACUCCUCUGCGCGCGUUGUCCACGAAGAGCUGACCGAGGUGCGCCAGGACAUGGCAGCGCUCACCACCAAGCUCGCGGCCAUCCAGGCCAUGCCUCCACGACGUCCCCCGUCGGUCGUACAGGCCUAUAUUAGCGCAGCGUACCGGCCAGCGCCCACGUAUUGGCUGACACCGCCCCGCGCAGCAGACGAGAGCAGUCGCAAGCGGACGCAAGACGACGCACCACCCGCCGACGACGCACCACCGAGCAAGAAGCGCAAGACGGCGCUCGUCUCGGACGCCUAUACAUGGUGCACGGACCGGCUUGGGCCGGCGCCUGCCACGACGCUCUACAGCCAACUGACUUCGCGUGUGAAGGCUUUCUUCCGGCUUAAAUAA